AUGCACAAGACGAUAAUGGAAUCUGAUGCGAGAGCCUACGAAGAACUAAACCAACCGCAAUACGAAGCCGGUUGUAAGUUUAUUGAUAAAGUGAAUCUCUCCCCCGGGGUCAAAGUGCUUGAUAUGGGCUGUGGCACGGGAAAUCUCACCAAAUACAUCGCUGAUAUUGUUGGGUCAUGUGGUCAGGCGGUGGGAAUUGAUCCUGAUGUUGAGAGAAUCAAAAUAGCUCAAGAGAAGUAUCAUGAGGUUGAUAAUCUUCAGUUUCAUGUUGGUGAUAGUGUGACUGGAUUCCCCAAAGAAAAGUCGCCAUACUAUGACGUUCAUAUAACAAUGAAUGCGUUUCACUGGUUUCCACACGAGCAGAAGAAGAUUUACAUACAGAAAGCUUACCAAUCUUUGAAAUCUGGAGGAAAACUGGUUAUUCUGUGCACAGAUAAGGUAGGCCCUGGACGAGCUGAUCAAUCCGAGAUGUUUGGCAUUCAUUAUUUGACAAAAGAUGAAAUGAAAAAGCUGUUUCAUGAAAUUGGUCUGUUCAGUGAAGUUGUCAUAAGCCAGACCUUUCUCACAGCCCAUUUCAAGUCGUAUGAGAUAUUAAAGCGUUGGGUCAAAGCGACAUCACAUCGUAAUAUUGAAGAGUUAUCUCCAGCUUAUACGAAAGAAGCUACGGCUAAAGUUGCUACUUUUCACGACAAUGGCAGCAUCGUAUUGAAUAUACCGUGUCUUCAUAUCACCGCAAUUAAACAAUGA
Molecule: messenger RNA, 747 nt
Organism: Dendronephthya gigantea
Lineage: Eukaryota; Metazoa; Cnidaria; Anthozoa; Malacalcyonacea; Nephtheidae
Product: carboxy-S-adenosyl-L-methionine synthase-like
Exons: 1
Coding region: 1-747 (248 amino acids)
Source: RefSeq, a predicted model, not a curated record